Molecule: messenger RNA, 461 nt
Organism: Mastomys coucha (southern multimammate mouse)
Lineage: Eukaryota; Metazoa; Chordata; Mammalia; Rodentia; Muridae
Product: zinc finger protein 431-like
Exons: 1
Coding region: 225-461 (78 amino acids)
Biological process (GO): regulation of DNA-templated transcription
Source: RefSeq, a predicted model, not a curated record
UCCUAGAUGGGACCCCUGACCCAGUGACCUCUGACCCGGUCGGCUGUGACCCCGGGAUACCCCACCCUGCAAGCCUCGACCCCAGGACUCUCAACCCCUCCAACCAUGAUCCCGUUGAUCUCAACUCCGCCAGAUGUAACACCACGACACCACACCACUGUGAGACCCCUGACCCUGCGACUUCUGACCCCAACCACAACCGAUCAAUUCCAGACUGGCAGGGGAUGACAGGACCUGGAGUGGAUGCAGUGAGUUAUGAAGACGUGCAUGUGAACUUCACUGAGGAAGAGUGGAAUUUGCCGGAUCCUUCCCAAAAGAGUCUUUACAAAGAUGUGAUGCUGGAGACCUUCCGGAACCUCACAGUUAUAGGCUAUCGUUGGGAAGACCAUCAUAUUGGAGAAUAUUGUCAAAGUUCCAGAAGAUAUGAAAGGCAUGUAAGAAGUCAUACUGGAGAGAAAUGA